GCUAACCAGUUAACCAUGACGAACACUGUGCUUUAUGGCUAUUGAUAAAUGGUCUUAAGAUCAUGUUUCAUGUAUAGUGUUGCCGUACAUAGAAUGAAUUGGCAUUUAUCACUCAAUCUUGGCUUAAACACGUGUAAGCAUGUUCCGUUGAUCCUAUAAGUUUUGGAUUUAUUGCUGACAGGGUUCAGCAUUGGUGUACACAACAUUGACAAAGAAAACACCUAGAAGAGUGCGAGUGCGCGCGGACGCUGAAAAUUUGACAUUUAGUGUGAGUAGACAAAAAGGGACAGAUGGCGGCAGCGUGGGUUUACAUUUCCGCAGGCCUUCUUAUUCACGGGCUUUUGAUGAUCAGCAUCUUUGACAUCUAUUUCGUCGUUCCUGUACUUCCGGUGAAAGAGUCCCGGAGUUCUCCACUCCCGCCGCCAGCGAAGCGCGUCGUGUUUAUAGUCGCCGACGGACUGCGAGCGGACAAGAUGUUAAUGCUCCUUCCUGAUGGAUCCACUCCGGCUCCCUUCAUAAGGUCCAUCUGCGAGGAGACUGGUUCCUGGGGCUUGUCGUUCGCUGGCAUCCCGUCGGCAACCAGGCCUGGACACGUCGCAAUGACAGCCGGGUUCUUCGAGGAUCCUACAUCCGUUGGGAAAGAUAUCGGCGGAGGAUCUAUAGAUUUCGACACAGUGUUCGCCGAAACUAAGUACACUUGGACUUGGGACACCCCGAAAUUCCUGGACCAUGUAGCAUUAGAUCACCCUGAUCGGAUCUUCUCUAAGCAGUUCCCGGGGGAGCGGAAGUACCUGGCCGGAAUCAACCCGAAAGACAUGGACAGCUGGGUGCUCGAUGAAGUGUCGAAAUUCCUGAAACGUGCGGAGACGGACGACACUCUGCAGGGGAAGAUACGUCAGGACCGCGUGCUGUUCUUCCUGCACCUCGGCGGCAUCGACCACGCCGGAUACAUCGUGCGGCCCCAGUCACCGGAGUAUCUACGUCACGUGACCUUCAUUGACAACGGCAUUAAGAAGACUGUGAAGCUGUUUGAAGACUUCUUCAAUAAUGACGGCCAGACAGCUUACAUCUUUACGUCCGACCACGGCAUGACAGACUGGGGUGCGCAUGGAGAUGGUUCCCUGGACGAGGUACAGUGUCCUCUGGUCGUCUGGGGUGCUGGAAUACAGAAGGCAAAGCCAGAAACCAGACUUAACUCCUUCAAAGACAAAAUAUCACAAGACUGGGGCCUGGAUAAGUGGGCAAGGAAAGAUAUUGAUCAGCGGAGCAUGGCGCCUCUGAUGGCCGCCCUCCUCGGAGUUCCGUAUCCUAAGAACGCUGUGAUGCCCGUACCCGAUGAGUACUUGGAUGUAUCGGAGGAACAGAGGGCUCAUAUCCGGUAUGCCAAUCUGCUGCAGCUGCUGGACAACUUCCGGCUCACAGAGGAAAACGUCUUCCAUGGGGUGCUUGCCUUCGACUUCCGCAAAUACAGAAAACUGUCAAAAGACAUAACUGACUCCAUCAAGACGGACAUAGAGGCAUUGAUAUUCCGCAAGGACUUUCAGCAGGCCAUCUCUAUGACUCGUGAGAAGAUUGAGCUAGUAGUGGAGGGCCUUCGACACUACCAGCAUUACAACACCAACACCCUCUGGUACUCUGUGUCGGCUAGUAUGGUGGGCUGGGUCGUGCUACUGGUGCUGGUGCUUCUGCAGUCGCAGAUACACUGGGAGGAAUCGUCCACCCGCAGUCCACUCGUACAGAACACGAAGCACAUCAUCCGACAGUGUGCCGCCGCCCUCGUGGCCUUUCAGCUCAUCUUCCUGUAUUCACAAUCCACAAGAAUCACCCAUUGUUUACAGUACAUUCUACCUGUUCCAAUUUGGACCGAGGCAAUUUUAAAGUGGUACGAGAUAGGUGAUAUUCGUCCUGUGCUGAGACAGCAGGCGGAACUGGCAGGUGUGGCGGCGCUGUCCUUCAUUACCGUCAUCUUAACGACGUAUGGCCUGCACUACCGGUCCGUCCUGGCAUGCUGCAUGUUUGGGUUUGCUGCAUGGACCCUCAAGGGUAACACCGCACGGCUUCACAAGGGUCUGUGGAUGCAGUGGGUUGGGUCGAUAGCGCUAAUGUCUCUACUGGUCGCGAGGCCCGUCGGCAUCAGGGACCUUAACUAUGAGCUUGUGCUGUUCAGCGGUCUGCUCGCUAUUGCAGUUGCCAUGGUGCUCAGGGUGAAAGUGCCCGAUAUGACAGUGAAAGCAAGAAGAUUGAAAAACAUCGCAAGUAAAUUCACAAUUAUACAGAUCAGCAUUAUGUGUCUGUCUACUGUGGUGCUGUAUUACACCGCGCACCUCACCUCGCAGGAUAUCCGGACACCGCUCCUCAACCAGGUCACCAGCUGGGCCAUAUUCAUUGUGUCCCUGGUGGAGCCCCUGAUUGUGAACACGGACGUACAGAGCCGUCUCGUGACCAUCUCUCUCGCCUUCAUCUCGCCAUACAUCCUCCUCUCCAUUGGCUGGGAGACGAUCUACUACAUCAUUCUGGUCUGGAACGCCUGGCUGCUCAUUGAGGUGGAGCGUAACCUCACCAAGUCCCAGCCAAUCUUCCUGCCCCGGUCCGGCCCUGACUCCAAGCCCAACCGGGUGCCGGGCAAGGCCAUCUCGACCGGAGGCAAGGGGGCGGUGAACGGACACAGCUCCGUCAAGCAGCACAAACACACGCGCUCCAACGACAUCCUUAUAAUGGAGCCUACAGUCACUGAGUGGAUGAGUCUGGACUUCAGUCCGGCCGCAAGCGAGUCUGAGAUGCAGUGUAAGCGCAAGGUCACAUCAGGCGACAUAAGGCGCGCGCUCUUUUUCUUCACAUUCUCCAUCGCAAACGUCAUGGGCACCGGGAACAUCUGUAGCGUUGCAAGUUUUGACGUACAGGACGUGUUCUGCUUCAUCACGAUAUCCGACCCCCCAAAGAUGGGACCUCUCAUGGUGUUUAAGCUGAUGAUGCCCGGGCUGGUUAUGGGCUGCUUCCUGCGGGUGGUCAACAUGGUGACCUUUACAUCCAUCAAGAACUGCAGCAUUCUCAUCAUGAUGAACCUCUGUGUAUUCAGUAUUGUAAACUUCGUCUGGGUGACGGAUGUUGGUAACUGGACCACCAUAGGAGAGAGCGUCAGUCAUCACGUGAUCGGUCAGUGUAUCUGCAUGUUCUGUUGCCUUCAGUUCGGAAUCGUCCAUCUCAUCACGUCCGUGAAAGUUUAGAUGCUACCUGUCGCCAUAUUUAUGCACUUUUGUAAUAAUAUUAUGCCAUAUUGUUUUUAAAUAAGUUAUUUACUUGCUUGGUAAUUUGAUUUGUAGUCACUAUGCAUUUUUUACAAGUUUUCCUUUGGGUACCCUGCUUCCCGCCGGGAGUUUAAUACCCCGCCAAAAUUGUAUAUCUUCCAGUAGCAACUAAGACAUUUCAGCGCUAGCUGAAAAUUUAACCCGACUUCCCGAUGCCUAAUACGUUAAACCAUUUUUGUCUAGCGUCAAGAAAAAAGGCCUUGGCAAACAGCGAGGACCCAUAAGAGGCGCCGCAUGAUGCGGCGUCUCAUCAGGGUCUGCGCUGUUUGCUUAAAGGAAUUUCGGUAAGAAAUAUUCUAAAUAUAGAAAUAAAUAUACUAGACAUCCCUAAUUUUGGAAAUAAAUUGAUCCAAUUUAGAAGGAUGGAAGAGUCCACUGGGCGUAAAUGGGUUAAGCAAGUAAGGGUGCUGGGACACACUCCUCAGAUAAUACAGCCUUUGCUGUUGUUAAAAAGAAACAAUCUGCGUUAUAUUUUUCUUCAAGCAAGCUUUGAUUAAGUUCAAUCCUUCUUCGUUAUUUUGCAACUAUGCGUAAUUUAUGACCUGUAUUACUGUUUCAAUUAUACAGAUUAACAAAGCCCAUUUUUGUCCCCUACCGUUUUCACUGGAGGGGACUUAUGGUUUGCGCUCUGUGCGUCUGUCUGUGAGUCGGUCUGUAUGUCACACUUUUCUGGAUCCUGCGAUAACUUUAAAAGUUCUUCAUAUUUUUUCAUGAAACUUAAAACAUGUUUAGAUGGCAAUAUGGAGAUUAUGCACGUCUUUUCAUUUUGUUCCUUCGUCAAGAAUUCUGGUUGCUAUGGCAACAAAUAUAAAAAAAAUAUAAAAAUCUGACAAUGGUGGAGCCGGUAGGGGACAUAUAUUGCUUGGCAUUAGUCUUGUUCAAUUGAUGUUUUUACUUAAAUACGUGCAUGUGUGCUCAACUGCAAAAAUGUUUCUAUUUUAUAUUGGUUAAUAGUUGUAUAAUGUACGAUCCACGGGGAGAUACAUCCGAAAUGUGGUCGUCUCUUUGACUGCAUGAUGACUAACUUAAAAGUCUGAAUGGUCAUAUACGUUGAUGUCUGAAUGGUCAUAUAAGUUGAUAUUAAGUCUGCAAUAAGACACACCUCUGCAUAAAAUGAACGAUAUGCAUGUGCAACCAUAUCAACACAUGGAAAUUAACUUGUGUUUGAAAAAAUAUACAACCUUAAAGAAUGUAUUAAACAACAAAAUAUAUUUUUCAUUUUAAACAUUAAGAGAAAUUGUUUCCGGCUUUGGCCCACAGAAAGCUAUGUUAGGAGAUUCUUAAGUUUUACGUUUUUGGAAGACUGUUUCGAAAUUUUAUGAUAACUACAACAUGUUUUUAUUUCUGUAUCGUUUUAUGAUUGGCAAAGUAUUGUUUGCCAUAAUUAUUUGAAGAAGAAACAUGUAGUAACUUUUCAAAAUAGGAAGGGUUAGAAAAAUAUAUUCGUUCUAGAUUUAUUUGUUCUUGAUAAAUAAACAUUCUUCUUUGACCGGCAGUGGAACUUAAA
Messenger RNA from Dreissena polymorpha, 4812 nucleotides. RefSeq names its product GPI ethanolamine phosphate transferase 1-like. Gene Ontology annotation, biological process: GPI anchor biosynthetic process. The record is from RefSeq and is a predicted model, not a curated record. Gene Ontology annotation, molecular function: mannose-ethanolamine phosphotransferase activity. The transcript is spliced from 27 exons. Gene Ontology annotation, cellular component: endoplasmic reticulum membrane. Lineage: Eukaryota; Metazoa; Mollusca; Bivalvia; Myida; Dreissenidae. The coding region runs from base 291 to 3224 and encodes 977 amino acids.